GACAAAAAUCCUCGGCUCCCGGUGUCGGGCGGGGGUGAUCUAUUGAACGAAAGAGAACAUGAAUGAACUUGAUAAACGGAAGAUGAAAAGGACAGAGAGGGAUUGUUCCCGAGGCCUGCUAGCCUGACCUACCCGACGCCCUUUAGAGUAGUCCGGCCUGGAUGGACAGAUUUUUCCACGAACGAGCAAGAAUGCCGUCCAUUGGCACGGGUAGCGUCGACCUGCGAUCCAUCUUGGGGAGCAUUCUGAAUGUGGUCAAGAGCCGAGCCAAUCAGAUCUGCGCCGCCACUUGCGAUGGCCUCGUCCUCAGAAUGCACUACAGGUGGACCUUCUGCAUCAUGCUCGGAGGGUUUCUCACCGUCUGGUACUCAUGGUAUUAUCGUGACGUCAUAACCUGCGUGUCACACUUCAACGCCGAAACGCAAGUCCGACUCGACUACAUCAACAUCUGCCUCUCGUACCCCUACGUGGAGGACAGCGGCUCGAGGCGCUACCUGCUCUUCUACCGGUGGAUCUCGUGGUCGCUGCUGGUGCUCGCCGGCGUCUACUACAUCCCACGGAAAGUCUCUAAGAGCUUCGACAACGCCCGCUGCAAGAAGCUGCUCGAGGAUCUCGCUGCCAACGCCCACCGGUAUGACCAGGCGGAGCGCGAGCUCGUCGAGAGGGCCGCCCGGUACAUCCUGUUUAACCUCAAGACGCACAACGGCCUCUACUGGAAGUUCUUCUCGGUGAACCUGAUGGCGCUCGUGGUCGACGUAUUCGCCAUGCAGUACCUGGACUUCAUCCUACAGGGCCGCUUUAUCCAGUACGGCUUUAGGGCCUAUCCGUUCGACAGGGAUCCGCAGCACUUCACCGACUUCAUGUCUCAGACGUUCCCGCCGUUCGCGCUGUGUGAGCUCUCCACCGAAAACCAGCUGGUGAACAAGCGGACGGAGGUUUUCGGUUGCCACCUCACCAUCAUGGAACUCUACGAGAAGCUUUUCCUCGGGCUGUGGCUGUGGCUCAUCAUCCUGGCCUUCGUCACCUGCUGUUACAUCAUCUUCCUGUUCGCCAUGUGGCUGCCAUGCGUGCGCGUGUACCUGCUGCGCACCGCCAAGCCCGCACACGCCAACGACAACGUCCGUGCGAUGGUGGUCAAGGUCUGCAAGAACUGCAAGAUCGGAGACAUUUACCUGCUGUACAGGAUCAAAGGUCAUCUCAGCCACGCCCGCUUCUACGAGCUCAUGACGCGGCUGUCGGACCCCAACCUCUUCAACAAGCAGGUGGUGGGCAACCCGGCCUCGGCGGCGCCCGACACCAAGGACAAGAUGCCGCCCAACAAGCAGCCGGACACGCUCAGGAACCGCCGCCCCAACGUGCCGCAGGAUCCGCCCAUCAACCCAGACUACCUCCACCAGCUGCUCACCAACCCGGAGAUGAUGUCUCGGAACCCGCAGCAUCCCGACCAGCGGACGCCGCUGCUCAAGAAAAACACCAGCAUCUUAAUUGAAUAGUCAGUCGCGUAGUCUUAGAGCUACACUUGAGAUUCCUAAUUCUUAAAGCUGCCAUAGGACGAGGUGCUGCCCGAGGUUGGUCUUCGCUUCUGGCCUAGGACUCUUCUAUCCCUCAACAUGAGACGCCCAAGAACAGCCCCACCGAGACAAGCUCCUUCAAGGCCGCAAAGAGGCUUCAAUUUGGAGAAUCUGAAGCCAGGGAACGAUCGAGCUAAGGCUUGGCACGGAUGGGCCAGCGCCGGCGGGGGCUUGUCUCCUCGUCGGUGCGUCGAACGAAGCUCUUGAAAAUUUUCCAAACGGUCAACCAUGACCAUAAAACGGACGCUUCACUGCCCGGGCGACGCGGCGUCCUCAACCGCCUCACGCGGCGCUUAGGGUUCCUCGCAAGCCCUGGGGGCUCCGCACGGCUCCGAGGGCGUACCGGUGGACGACGACAACGUAUGUCGCGCCUCGUCUUGACAAAUGUCGUCGCUGGGAUAACCCUGGCGCAUGGCGGACGGCGAAGGGGCGCCCUCGCUCGAGACGCACAGAAGACGUACAGACUCGGUUGAAAAGGUGAAGAGAGAACAAACCAGUGGUUACAUGGACGAGAACAAAAAGUGCCUUAGCUGAAUUCUGUGUCAAUUCCAAUACUAUUUUUUUCUUCUUUUUUUUAAGGCUGUUAGUGUUGAACUGUUAUCACCGUAGUUUUUAAUAAUGUUUAUUUAUUACAAGUGACUGAACCAGAGGUGCUAGAGUCAGCGUGAAAUGAUUUACAGGAAAAAAAGGAAAAUGAAAAUAGUGUGCAGUGCGGCCUCUCCCCUCAAGGGCCCGUGACGCACGUUCCCAGGCAUUAGCAUCAACGGCGCUUGGCUCUUCGUCGCCGUCGACAGCUCUUCCAUUCUCCAUUUUUAUAUAUUGAUAUACACUCCCAUUUUUAUAUAUGUAUGUGUAAACUAAUGGAUUCUUCAAUGAUGGUGGAAAGAAGAGAGGGCCGAUGGCGCUCUCUGAGUUUCUUUUGCUCAGACCAUUAUUUUUUUAACUGUAUCACCGAAAGGAUUCAUUUCAAUGUUGAAAGACGCAGGCUCGCCGAUCAUCUUUCUUCGCUUUCUUGAGACGGAAAAGGAUAAGACGGAAAUAUCAAGAAAGCGACGAAGAAAGGAUGUGGAAAGGAGAGGAGAGAGAGACGAAAGGGUCACCUCCCAGGAAGAAGGAAGGCAGACACUGUAUCAAUUUGAAAGUAUUUUCCUUUUUCUUUAUCUCCUAAAUUCUAUUUUUAUCAUGACGUUUCAUAUAUUCGGUGUUAUCAUUAGGCUCGUUUUCCCAACGACAAAACAGAUUAUUCGGACAUGCACAUACGUACACACACUUACAGGCACAUACACAUAAAUGCACACGUACACACACGAGGCCAAAAAGGAUUAUGAUGAAGAAAUUUUUAAAUCCAUUAAAGACAUCAGUCUCUGCUUUUGUUAUGAGACUAACAAUAUAUAUAUAUAUACAUCCAUGUAUAUGUAUAUACGAUAUAUAUGUGUAUAUUAUAUAUAUAUAUAUAUAGAAACAGCUUUACUGAGACUGAAAGGCGUCCCAAGUCUGGAUCCAAAAUUGUAAUUUAACACCCCCCCCCCCUUACCCUCCCGCCAAAAAUAGAGAAGUAAUCAUUUCCCUAAAACUUUAUCCACUUUUUUCAUUUCACUCUUCAUUAUAUUACAACUGUGAUAUUUCUCUAGGAUUAAGAAAUCUCCUUUUUUGAUACGCAACUUUGGGGGAAAAGAGAUGUAAUUAUUUCUUUCAAUUUUUGAUUUUUUCCCCGGUUGCUGCCAUAUGUUAAAUAAAUGAGUGCAUGCAUGUUAGUAUUUUUUUUUUCUGAUAAUUUUUUUUCCUCCUUUUUUUUUGGAUUUUAAGUGUUGUUUUUUUCUCUGUGUUCUUUGUACGAUCCUUUGAAUAAUAUGACAUUUUGA
Messenger RNA from Penaeus indicus, 3433 nucleotides. Its product is annotated as innexin inx2-like. Gene Ontology annotation, cellular component: plasma membrane; gap junction. Gene Ontology annotation, molecular function: gap junction channel activity. Lineage: Eukaryota; Metazoa; Arthropoda; Malacostraca; Decapoda; Penaeidae. Bases 162 to 1493 code for a protein of 443 amino acids. The record is from RefSeq and is a predicted model, not a curated record. The transcript is spliced from 3 exons.